CUAGGAUCCUACAAAAAUAGACAUAAAAGCAUUGCCAUUAACAUAGCCCUGCUCUGUUUUUCUUCAAUCAAAUUCUCUCUCUCUUGCUGACAUGCUGUGAUCUGAUUCUACGGGUUCUCUCUGCUCUUUUUUUCCGAUCUAUCAGUCUCAGGUACGCACGCUCUCAAAUUGUCCCAGAUCUCACUUUCGUUUCCCUCUCUUUUCAAUUUUUACUAUUACACAUUCCGAUCUGAAUUGUAUUUUCUUUCAAGAAAACCCAAAAAAACAUAACCAUGAAUUCAAAUUACGGGAAAUCCAGCUUCGACUUCGAUCUCGGAAUCGGAUCUUCCCGACCCAAAUCCCUAAACGAACAGAAAAACCAUUCCUAUUCCUCUUCUUCUUCUUCUUCUUCCUAUACCUCUUCGUUUUCCUCCACCCAACAACCUAAACCCGCGUGGCAGCCCAACAAGCCCUCCUGGACCCACCAGCCCGCUCCGACCCAACCCGCCACCCGCCCCGGCAUUUCCUCCGGCCCCACUUCUUCCAUGGUCGGUGACAUCUUCGGCAAGACCUGGUCUUCCUCCUCUGCUUCCGGUUCGGGUAUUGGUAUCGUCGAAAAGAACCCGAAUUUGUUCGGGGAUUUGGUCAGCUCGGCUCUGGGUGGACAGAGCAAGACCAAUUCCAAUGUCCCUUUGAAGAACUCCACCCCAUCGUCCAAUAAGACCUCGUUUUCGAUGGGAAACAUGGCUGAUUCAUUGCCAAAGUCUGGUAGUUCGGUUAACACUGGUGGGAAUUGGGGUUCUUCUGGGAGUUUCACAAGUGGGUUUAAUGCUGGUUAUAGCAAUAUCAAUAGUAAUACUAAUAGGAACAAUGAUAAUAGUGUUAAUAAGGGUUCCAAUCUUGGAGGCCCUUCGAUUCGUAGUGGGGUUGGGAUGAGUGGGAUGAAGAGCUCUAAUAAGGACCCAUUUGGUUCUUUGGUUGAUUUCGGGUCAAAACAAUCCGGUCCUAGUGUUAAUUCUGCGAGUAAAAGUAGUGUUAGUGGUAGUACUGGUAAGGUUAAUGCUGGUGAUGAUGGUUUUGGGGAUUUUCUGAAUGCGCCCAAGUUUAAUUCGAGCACAAAGACAUUUCCUUCUAGUGAUUUUAGCUCGAGUAAUAAUGAUUUUAUUGGAGUGAAUUCGGGUUCUGAUUCAAAAACGAAUGAUUUUGGGAUCCCUGGUGUGGAUUUCAGUUCUAAGAAUCAGACACCCGUUCAGAAUUCUGGUGGUGAUCCGCUAGACAUGUUGUUCUCAUCAUCCUCUGCUUCGGCCGGGGGUGCUGUAGGAGGACAGCAAAAAUCAGAAGUUGAUGAUUGGGGGUUGGAUACAGAGUUUGGAGGAGGAUUUGGAGAACAUGAUGCGGGUGGUUCUACAACUGAGCUUGAAGGGCUUCCGCCCCCACCUGCUGGAGUGUCGGCUUCAAUGGCUAAGAACAAGGGUAUGGACAAUUACAAGCAAGGGCAAUAUGCUGAUGCGAUUAAGUGGCUUUCUUGGGCUGUAAUUCUUAUUGAGAAAGCUGGUGAUGAUGCUGCCUCUGUGGAGGUUUUGUCGAGCAGGGCAUCAUGUUACAAAGAGGUUGGGGAGUAUAAGAAGGCUGUGGCAGACUGUACAAAGAUUCUGGAACAUGAUGAAGCAAACGUGUCUGUCCUUGUACAGCGUGCACUUCUCUAUGAAAGCAUGGAGAAGUACAAGCUGGGGUCAGAAGACCUUAGGACUGUUCUGAAGAUUGAUCCUGGUAAUAGGAUUGCAAGAAGUACCAUUCACCGCUUGACUAAGUUAGCAGACUAGAGGACUUUUUUUUUUCUUCACUCAAUAGCCUUUAUAUAUAGGUUGAUACUUUUUCCCCUUACCAUCAAAAAUUUGUGGGGGCAUAAUAACAUUUCGCCUGGAUACGUGAAUGUUUUUGAAGAUUUCGCCCUUUGGAUUGUUUCACAUGUAUGAUGUAUUUUUUAUUUGUUUUA
Quercus lobata is the source of this 1975-nucleotide messenger RNA. RefSeq names its product Tetratricopeptide repeat (TPR)-like superfamily protein. NCBI's taxonomy places the organism in Eukaryota, Viridiplantae, Streptophyta, Magnoliopsida, Fagales, Fagaceae. The transcript has 2 exons. The record is from RefSeq and is a predicted model, not a curated record. Gene Ontology annotation, molecular function: protein binding. Bases 273 to 1802 code for a protein of 509 amino acids.